Carassius carassius (crucian carp) is the source of this 2222-nucleotide messenger RNA. RefSeq lists its product as uncharacterized. Bases 746 to 1873 code for a protein of 375 amino acids. The transcript is spliced from 5 exons. The record is from RefSeq and is a predicted model, not a curated record. Lineage: Eukaryota; Metazoa; Chordata; Actinopteri; Cypriniformes; Cyprinidae.
AUGGAUGGAGGCUAUGGCAGCGCGGGCGGCGUGAGGGGUUGCCAUGGUUUCAGCGUGCAGUUAUUUGUGUUGGAAGAGGAAGCCUCAUGUGCUUUCGUUCUUUACAGAUAUGAUUACAUUUGACCACAUGUUCGCUCAUCAAAACUCAGCGACCGUCGGGAACUUAGACGACGAAGAAAGAACUGCACCUGGAAGAACAUUCCACGUGUUCUUAUUUAGUCGAAAGGAUCUAUGAUUUUUCUAUGGAGAGCAAGAAGGAUGAAAUCAACUGGAAGUCUGGAGUGGCUUGCAGCGCACCUACUACUGCACCUACUGUAAGUGGGAGUGAUAUGAAAUAUAAACUGUUAAAUAAGGAAGAAAACAAUCACAAUUUUAUAUAUGUAAAUAAAAGAAUACAUAAAAGCCAAUCACAUGUCAGUAUGCAAAUUAGCGUGACAUCAUCGCUUACCUGUCUAGCGUUCUGAAAGCGUCUGUGAGAGACUUUGAGGUCAAUCCAAGUUUUGAAUAGGGUCUUCAUAGAGUAUUAUGAAAAGAAAUACGAGAGUUUUCGUAGUGCAUCACUGACUAGAGGUCUGUCUGUACUUGGCAUGUAAAUUUGGCUUAUGUAUCUUUGUAGCGUACGUGGAGGGUCCAGAGCAAGUCUAGGACGGAUCUCACACCACCACUUGAACGUACCUCUUGGUCAGCAGAGUGUCAUAAGGACGUCUACAUUACUCAGUUAGUACAGCGACUGGAAAGUCUGCACAUGUCAGCGAUAGUGAACACACAACAGGUAACUUUGGAAAGCAUUUCUAAUGGCUGUAUGGCACAGGAACCAACCACCUGUUGCAGCCAAACAAAAUCAUCCCAGGUCUCAAAGCAACAUCAUAAAACCCAGUUGAGGAUGCUGUCUCACAGAUGGCAGAGGCUUGGUCUUCAGCCUCCAAUCCUCUGGGACACACAAGAACACAUUUCUCAACAUAAACCUGAAGUAGAAACCAGACCAGAACUGGAAAUCCACCCCAUACAGGUCAGACGCGAACGACCAGAUGAGAUCAAGACAAUCAGUAAUUCCCUUUGUAGCAGAUCCAAUAACGAACCUCUUGAAGGAAAUGCAAUUGAACCAUCCGUAUCAGUUGAAUCUGAAAACAGUGACCUCUCUGACCAAGAGAAAUACAAUAAACCUAUAUUAAAAUGGGAAACUGCUGUAGAAUUGGACCUGAGGCCAGACUUAUUUGAUAGAGAUCUAGAUCCUACAGUGACUGGAGAAGAAGAGCAAGUGUAUCCUGAGGUUCUUCCAUUUCCACUUAAAGAUCUCGACUUUAGUCAAUUCCAAGCCACAGCAGAUGAUUUGGAGAGCCAGCACAACUUGUGUUUAACUGACCCUUGUCUCCCAGCUAUGGCUGCACGCAUGAUGAAACUGGAGAAACUUCAGACUGCGACUAUACAGAAAGAACAAGGGAAAGUGGUGAGAUCUCGUCCAACAACUGCUUUAGUCCGAAGCGCCAACCGUCUGAGACGUGUGGAAAGCCCUUGUUCUCAGGUAGAACACUCGAGGACUAAAGGCAACAAUUCAGUUUUAGAAGAUGUAACAAAACUCGCCCUUUCUUCAAGCUCUCGUUCAAAGUCUAUGCAUCAUAAUCACCCCUCGCCAUAUGCUGGAAAGAUGUGGAUUGGAUUUCAGCAACCACCUAAGAAACUACACUCUGGUGCGGUAAAAUUAAAAAAGACUGAUGCCCUUGUUCAAGAUCUUGUUCAUUCGAGCAUGCCACAAAAAUGCUGUAGUCCAAAUAGCUCGAAGAGAUGCAAACCCUCAAAGAAAGCCAUGCCAAAGUCUCAGAAGACUACUGAAAAAACUGGUGUUCCUGCUAAAGCUCUUUGCAGGAAAACAUGAUAUAAUUAUUUUGAAGGGUUUUAAGCUUUAAGAUUGACAGUGUGUAAUUACCUGUGUGCAUGUUACUGUAUUUAAUCUUCCAAAUUCAAAGUUGAGCUCCAUCAAUAACAUUUGUGGCAUGCUGUCAGUUACCACAGAAAAAUAACUUUAGUUUUGGGGAAAAAAAACCCAUCUUACACAGUAACCCAAAACAUUUCUUCAGUAGCUGUUUGUUUUUUGUGGGCUUUGAGGUGCUUUUUAUUGAUACAGACAAGUGAUAAGGAACUUGCGCUAACCACAUGCAUCAAAAUUAAUAGGAAUACAGUGUUAUAAACACUUCUACAUAAAAAUAAAAUAAAACCAGAUUACA